AUGCACUUCGAAAAUCAACCUCACAUUCCUCCAGCCACUCCUGGCGGCUCCACAGCCUCCUUCACGUCCAUGGAUAUCCCUCAGCGUGUCAAAAAGCACCGCGGCAGUUACAACUGUGGCCGUUGUGGCCUCCCUAAAAAGGGCCACGUCUGCCAUCUCCCUCCUACCUCCACCACCACCACACCAACGCAAACGCCCAGUGACUCCUCCGUUUCAGUCUCCACUUCAACUUCUCGUCAACCGCCGCCGCCACGUUCCCAAUGCUCGAAUCUUCGCAGAGCGUUGUCAUUUGAUGAUAAUGACUUACGGUGUGACUCGCCAGAGGUUGAUAUCGAUGAAUCGGAGUUGGAUCUGUCUGGUUCGGGUUCCGGGAAGUUACCGGCAAGCUGUAUGUGGGAGAUUAUGAGGAGGUUGCCGCCGGCGGGGUUGUUGGCGGCAUCUAAGGUGUGUAAGGGCUGGAGAGAGACAGGAAGGAGGUUGUGGAGGGCGGCGGAGGAGCUUAGACUUAGGGUUCCGCCUAGGACUCAGCUUGUGUUUGUUGGAUCUGUGUUGCAGAAGUGUCCUGGACUUAGUAGGCUCAGUCUUAGAUUGGAAAGUGAUGUAGAUGCGACAAUGUUGGCUUGCAUUGCGUUCUCUUGCCCUAAUUUGGAGGUGAUGGAGAUUUCUACAUCUGAAACUGUAGUCAAUAGGAUUACUGGUGAUGAAUUGGGUCGUUUUGUUGCUGACAAACGUUGCCUAACAAGCCUUAAGAUGGAAGGAUGUUCUAAUCUAGGGGGUUUUGUCCUUUGUUCGUCAAGUCUAUCUACACUUUGGCUUUCAGAUCUGCAUUGCCUAUCUAAGAUGGUCUUUAACUGUCCCAAUAUGAAAGAGAUCUCCCUAGAUUUUUCUCGCCAAGAAAAUGAUACUACUGAUAUUAUUGCCAUGGUUGAUGGUUUGGGAAGGAGUUGCCCUAGGCUGCAAAACAUACAUGUUGCAUCUGUUCGGCUUUCUCAUGCUGCAGUGCUCGCUCUCACAGCUGCAAACUUAAGGGGGUUGCGGAUGCUUUCACUUGUUCUUGGAACUGAAAUUACCGAUGCAUCUGUUGCUGCCAUUUCUCAAAGCUAUUCAAAAUUAGAAUUGCUUGAUCUGAGUGGGUCUAGUAUCAGUGACAGUGGCAUUGGAAUGAUAUGCAAUGUGUUCCCUGGAACAAUUUCAAGACUUCUUCUCGCUCUUUGUCCCAACAUCACUUCAAGUGGAAUUCAAUUUGCUACAGCUCAAUUGCCACUUCUUGAACUCAUGGAUUGUGGAAUGACAAUUUGUGAUCCGAGUUGUCAGUAUCCAACUUGCGAUGAAAGUGGUGAUUUUGAGUUGCAAUCAACAUUUAAAAAUAAACUACACCUUAUAUACCAGAAGCUCAUCAUUAAACAUGGCCGUUUGAAAAAGCUCAGCCUAUGGGGCUGCUCUGGUUUAGAUGCUCUAUACUUAAACUGCCCUGAACUGAACGAUUUGAAUCUGAACUCCUGUAAAAACUUGCAUCCAGAGAGAGUACUCCUGCAGUGCCCCAGUUUAGAAAGUGUGCAUGCAUCAGGAUGUCACAAAUUGCUGAUUGGGGCUAUUCAAAGCCAGGUCAGCAACAAUUUUGCUGAAAUGGAAAACCAAUUACCAAAUAAACGUUUGGCUGAUGGCUCUAAGAGGAUUAGGGUCCCGCAAUUCCUGAGUCAGCAGCCAUAUGAUGAGGAUAAGAAGCGGAGAAGGAUUGGGAGUCGUCCUUGUAUUGUGCUUGUGGACUGA
Molecule: messenger RNA, 1770 nt
Organism: Dovyalis caffra
Lineage: Eukaryota; Viridiplantae; Streptophyta; Magnoliopsida; Malpighiales; Salicaceae
Source: the annotation of a GenBank genome assembly